Brachypodium distachyon (stiff brome) is the source of this 1919-nucleotide messenger RNA. Its product is annotated as acetolactate synthase small subunit 2, chloroplastic. Gene Ontology annotation, cellular component: cytosol. The coding region runs from base 68 to 1492 and encodes 474 amino acids. The record is from RefSeq and is a predicted model, not a curated record. The transcript is spliced from 12 exons. Gene Ontology annotation, molecular function: acetolactate synthase activity; acetolactate synthase regulator activity. Lineage: Eukaryota; Viridiplantae; Streptophyta; Magnoliopsida; Poales; Poaceae. Gene Ontology annotation, biological process: L-valine biosynthetic process.
AAUUUCGUCUCAUCGGGAUCGAAACCAUCCAACAGCCCCACACACAGUCUCCAUUUCUCCUCCGCCAAUGGCCGCCGCCGCCGCGCUCGCUUCCCGCCUCGCCGGCGGGGUUGGCACUGGAUCCCUCCGCCAUCGCCACCACCAGCCGCCGCCUCCUACUGUGGCCGUAUCCGCGAGUCCGAGGGCGGGCUCCGUGGCCGUAGCCGCCGCCGCCGCCGCUUCUCCCUCCACCGGUGGCGUCACGCCGGUUCCACCCCGCCCCAGGGGAUCGAUUGUAAAGCGCCACACACUAUCAGUCUUUGUUGGGGAUGAGAGUGGGAUGAUCAAUCGAAUCGCCGGGGUUUUCGCUAGAAGAGGAUACAACAUCGAGUCAUUGGCUGUUGGGCUGAACAAGGACAAGGCGUUGUUCACGAUUGUUGUGUCCGGAACAGAGAAAAUACUCAAACAAGUCGUCGAGCAGCUCAACAAACUUGUUAAUGUUAUACAGGUUGACGAUUUAUCAAAGGAACCACAGGUUGAAAGAGAGUUAAUGCUUAUAAAACUAAAUGUGGAGUCAGAUAGGCGACUCGAGGUGAUGGGUUUGGUUGACAUUUUCAGAGCUAAAGUGGUUGAUCUUUCAGAGCGUACACUAACUAUUGAGGUAACUGGAGAUCCUGGAAAAAUGGUGGCUGUACAGAGGAACCUCAGCAAAUUUGGGAUCAAAGAAAUUGCCAGAACUGGCAAGAUAGCUUUGCGGCGUGAGAAAAUUGGACAAACUGCUCCUUUUUGGAGGUUCUCUGCAGCAUCAUAUCCUGAUCUUGAAGUAGUGCCUUCAAAAUCUACACUAAGCAAUGCAAUGAACACAAUCAGUAGUAAUUUUGAAGAAGCUUCACAGGGUGACGUUUAUCCAGUGGAAUCUUAUGAAAGCAUCUCGAUGAAUCAAAUUCUUGAUGCUCAUUGGGGUGACAUGACUGACGGCGAUCAUACCGGGUUUUGUUCACAUACGUUGUCGAUCCUUGUGAAUGAUGUCCCUGGAGUUCUCAACGUUGUAACAGGUGUCUUUUCCAGAAGAGGUUACAAUAUUCAGAGUCUUGCUGUUGGCCCAGCUGAAAAACUAGGCAUUUCUCGCAUCACCACUGUUGUUCCUGGAAAUGAUGAAUCUAUUGCCAAGCUAGUACAUCAACUUUACAAGCUCAUUGACGUUCAUGAGGUCCAAGAUCUUACGCAUUUACCGUUUGCUGCUAGAGAGUUAAUGAUCAUAAAGGUUGCUGUGAACACUACAGCUCGCAGGGCUAUCCUGGAUAUUGCUGAUAUUUUCAGGGCCAAAACAGUUGAUGUAUCAGAUCACACAGUAACUCUUCAGCUUACUGGCGACCUUGAUAAAAUGGUCGCACUGCAAAGGAUGCUUGAGCCCUACGGCAUCUGCGAGAUUGCAAGGACUGGCAGGGUUGCGCUGAGCCGUGAGUCAGGAGUCGAUUCCAAAUACCUCCGUGGGUUUUCCCUUCCUCUGUAGUUCGUCCAGCGGUUGGCACCCUCCAUCAGUUUAAAAUUGCCGUUCUUCUGGUCUCCUGAAGUUCGUACAGUGUUAUUCAGUUUUGUCGGGGCAUACAACAACAACACAGGGAUCGUAGAGACAUUGGAUAGGUUCACACUUUUUGAGUUUUUACUUAUAGAUACCGCAGAGCAAAAUGGGGAUGUGAAAAUCCCAUGUGACAACCGAGAGAAGAAACCCCUUCAUUUUAGAGUUCCUACAGUGAGAAUUUUGGCUUCCUACUUGGAAUACUGCGAUUAGUUCCAAACCUUUUUGUGAGGUUACAAAUCAAAGUGAGACCUAUUAUCUUUUAGAUUAAGAACUACCUCUUUCCGGUUUGUAAAGUGUGCAUGGAAUGUUAUAAAAAAAUUAUCCACAGAUUAUUAAUUAGACUAGUAAUGACCCAAAA